AUGCGUAACUGAAAACGCGGAAUCGCUCUACCAGACUGCUCAAAUUUCUUAGAAGUGAAAAGUUAACAGAUAGUUUCUGAAUCAGACUAAAAUGGAUGGAGCAAGUCUUGAUAGUUUAAUCUUGGAACUGCACAGCAUCCAAGCCGUGAAGUUUGGGACGUUUCAGCUAAAAAGUGGACUCAUUUCGCCGAUAUAUUUUGAUCUUCGAAUAAUAGUUUCAUAUCCUGCGUUAAUGAAUCAGACGGCAGAUCUUCUUCAUAAAUGUGCUGCGGAAGCAGGGGUCCAGUUUGAUUGUGUGUGUGGUGUCCCUUACACAGCUCUUCCUUUGGCCACAAUCAUCUGCUCUACCAAUAAAUAUCCAAUGCUUUUACGGCGAAAGGAGGCAAAAGACUAUGGAACAAAACGUCUUAUCGAGGGAACUAUCCACCCUGGUGAGAGAUGCUUGAUUUUAGAGGAUGUAGUAACCAGUGGAAGCAGUGUUCUCGAAACCGCUGUGGUGCUUGAGAAGGAAGGCCUGAAGAUCACAGAUGCUGUUGUUUUGCUGGACAGAGAGCAGGGUGGCAGUGCCAAGCUAGCUGAGAAUGGCAUCACACUACACUCAGUCAUUUCUGUCUCCAGACUUCUGGAUGUGUUACUUCAAGCUGGCCGAAUUGACAUGGCCACUUCUCAGAAUGUAGAGAGGUUUGUUCGAGAAAAUAACACUUGCAGACCAAAGCAGAAUGGCUCCUCUGUUCCGAAAAAGAGGUGUAAGGAGCUCGGCUAUGGAUCUCGUGCUGGGUUGCCUGACACACACCCUCUUGCUGCUCGGCUGCUGAAGAUCAUGGAGGAAAAAAAAAGCAAUCUGUGUGUGUCUGCAGAUGUGACUAGUUCUGAAGAGUUGCUGGAGUUGGCUUUGAUGUUGGGUCCAGUGAUUUGCGUGUUAAAGACUCACGUGGACAUCUUGCAGGACUUCACUGCAGAUGUCGCCGGCAAACUUAAAGAGUUAGCUAUAAAGCACAACUUCCUUAUUUUUGAGGAUCGCAAGUUUGCAGACAUUGGGAACACAGUUAAGCACCAGUAUGAGGGUGGUCUCUAUCGGAUCUCAUCAUGGGCACACAUCAUUAAUGCCCAUGCAUUGCCAGGUCCGGGUGUGCUGCAGGGUCUCGGUGCCGUUGGCAAGCCUUUGGGUCACGGCUGUUUGCUCAUUGCUCAGAUGAGCUCUCAGGGUUCCCUAGCAACAGGGGAUUACACUCAAGCAGUGGUGAAGAUGGCUGAAGACCACUCUGAUUUUGUGUUUGGAUUUAUAAGUGGAUCAAAGAUCAGUGAAAAUCCUGGUCUGGUUCACAUGACCCCAGGAGUGCAAAUGGAGACAGGAGGGGAUGGACUUGGACAGCAGUAUUCAAGUCCAGAAGAAGUGAUUUUCUCAAAAGGCUCCGAUGUCAUAAUUGUGGGACGGGGUAUUCUUGCCAGCUCAGAUCGGCUCAGAGCUGCAGGAGAAUACAGGAAGGCAGGCUGGGAGGCUUAUCUGAAAAGACUGUCACAGGCCAGCUAAUACAUUUUGGGACCAGUUGAGGCAUGUCUAACUUAUUCGGUUUAUAGUCUGAUCAUUCUUUCCACAUUAAAUUUAUUUUUUGCCUUUAUCAUCACCCUGUCAACAAGAACCCGAUUCAGAUUUGUUUUUGUACACAUGGCAAUAAAAGCUCAAAUAAUUUCAACGGUAUUAAUAUUUUUAAUGCAUUUUUUUUUUUUAAAGUGAAAUGAUACCAGAAUUUACGGUAAUGAAAGUGCGACUUAAUGUGAAGAAUAAAAGACUGUUAUACUUUGUAAUAAUAGUUAAAUAGAGGAGACCAGGACUAGAUGUUGUCACACAGGGAAGUUGUCAGGGCAAUAUCUCAAUGCCCUGGGAUAUAGAAUUUAAGUCUAAAGUCCAGCUGCACAAAUGUUUGUUUUCUCUAGCAGUAUUUUGUGUGUUGGUUUUACAUACCUAGUGCAAAACUCAGCUAUAUAAUGUAGGUAUUUCAACCAAAUUGUUUGAUCUUUGUUCUUAGGACAAGAGUUUUUGCAUAAAUGUCUUGAGGCAAGUUGUCACAUUUGUUUUACCUUUUUUUUUUUUUUUUUUUUUUUUUUUUUUUACAAUUGAUUGUU
Myxocyprinus asiaticus (Chinese sucker) is the source of this 2124-nucleotide messenger RNA. It is a transcript of the gene umps, whose product is annotated as uridine monophosphate synthetase. The record is from RefSeq and is a predicted model, not a curated record. Lineage: Eukaryota; Metazoa; Chordata; Actinopteri; Cypriniformes; Catostomidae. Bases 92 to 1531 code for a protein of 479 amino acids. Gene Ontology annotation, biological process: 'de novo' UMP biosynthetic process; 'de novo' pyrimidine nucleobase biosynthetic process. Gene Ontology annotation, molecular function: orotate phosphoribosyltransferase activity; orotidine-5'-phosphate decarboxylase activity. The transcript has 6 exons.